Molecule: messenger RNA, 2920 nt
Organism: Heterocephalus glaber (naked mole-rat)
Lineage: Eukaryota; Metazoa; Chordata; Mammalia; Rodentia; Bathyergidae
Gene: Retreg3
Product: reticulophagy regulator family member 3
Biological process (GO): reticulophagy
Source: RefSeq, a predicted model, not a curated record
GGCGGUUUUCGGGCUCGGCGCGUCUGCGCAGUUGGUGUUAUUGUGACCGCCUCUCGGCGGCCCCGGAUGUUGUGGCUGCUCGGGGGGGAGAUGGCGGAGCCUACGGGGCUGACCGCGGCCCCGGACCCUGUGGCGGCGUCGGCUUUUAGGGGCCACCGAGCCCAGUCAGGUUCCUGGGAGCGCGACCAGCAAGUGGAGGCGGUGGAGCGGACCUUGGUGCAGGUGCUCGGCCCGUACGAGCCGCUGCUGAGCCGGCUGCAGGCGGCCCUGGUGUGGGAGCAGCCGGCCCGGAGCGCCCUGUGGUGCCUGGGACUGAACGCGGCUUUCUGGUUCUUCGUGCUGACCUCCCUCCGCCUUGUGUUUCUGCUUGCAUUUGGCUUGAUGAUCAUCGUCUGUAUCGAUCAGUGGAAGAACAAAAUCUGGCCUGAAAUAAAAGUGCCAAGACCCAACGCGUUGGACAAUGAGAGCUGGGGCUUUGUGCACCCUCGGUUGCUCAGCGUGCCCGAGCUCUGCCACCAUGUAGCUGAAGCCUGGGUUAGUGGGACCAUUUUCAUAAGGAAUCUUUUGCUUUUCAAAAAGCAAAACCCAGGCAAGUUCUGCCUGCUGAGCUGCGGGGCCCUCACCUUCCUGGCUGCCUUGGGCCGCUACAUCCCUGGGCUCCUGCUGUCCUACCUGAUGCUUGUCACGGUGCUGAUGUGGCCCCUCGCCAUGUACCACCGCCUGUGGGACCGAGCCUAUGUGCGGCUGAAGCCGGCUCUGCAGCGGCUGGACUUCAGUGUGCGCGGCUACAUGAUGUCCCGGCAGAGAGAGCAGCAGUCGCACCGCCGAGCUCUGCACCCAGAACGCGCAGGGGCCGACCGCAGCGACAGUGAGGAGGAGCUCGCCGCCUUCUGUCCUCAGCUGGACGAUUCCGCCGUGGCCAGGGAGCUGGCAAUCACAGACUCGGAGCACUCCGACGCUGAGGUCUCCUGCACGGAUAACGGCACCUUCAACCUCUCGAGGGGCCAGACUCCCCUGACAGAGGGCUCUGAAGACCUCGAUGGCCACAGCGACCCGGAGGAAUCCUUUGCCAGGGACCUUCCAGACUUCCCUUCCAUUAAUGUGGACCCUGCCAGCCUGGAUGACGAGGAGGACACCAGCAUCGGGAUGCCCAGCCUGGUGUACCGGUCCCCGCAGGUUCCCCGGGUGCCCGCGGCCAGCAGGGACGAGGCCACGCUGCCUGAGCUCCUGCUCAGCGCCCUGCCCGUAGGGUCCAACCUCACCAGCAACCUUGCCAGCCUGGUCUCGCAGGGUGUGAUCCACAUGGCCUUGUCGGGAGCCUCCCAGCCCGGCCCUGCCGGCCCCCCAGCCCGGAGAGCAGCCCGAGGCCUCCUGCGGGCACCUAGUUCCGACCUGGACACCGACGCCGAGGGCGAUGACUUUGAACUCCUGGACCAAUCGGAGCUGAAUCAGCUGGACCCUGCCAGCUCCAGGAGCCACUGAAGAGGCGGGCUUCUUUCCUGUCGGGGUCACUGUUAGGGCUUUUCUCCCCACGCUGCUGAUGCUGAUGGGGCAGCGGAAGAGCCCAGGUCCCAGUCCCUGAAUUACAUUUCCAGCAGGGUCCUGGCUGAGACACAGAGGCCUGUCCUGCUGCCCAGGGCACCGUUCCAUGUUUAGCCAUGAGGUGCGUGUGUUCCCCAGGGUGUCUCCAUCAGGACAGCCGGUGGGGACAGCAGUCGGGGUGCAGGUGCGGCUGUUUGCCUUGCAGCCUGCGUGCUCAGGGCCCUUGCUGAUGAAAGAGCCCGGCUACCCUUCCGCCGCAGGAGCCCCAGGCCGCCAGGCAGCAACAGCAGCAGGAGUUGUCCUGUCCUUCGAGAGACCCUGGUUUGAUGUUUCCAAAGCAAGCUUUCCCUUGGUUCUGCAGAGCAGGGCUGCGGCCCUGCUCGCCUGUCCGCAGGGCUCAAGGGCAGACCCCAGUGCCCCAGAAGCACCACUUGUGAAGCUCAGGUGAGGUGAGGACAGGUGUUCUCCACCUCACCUCGGCCUCAGCCAGCCAGGAGGUUGGGAGCCCUCUGCCUUGGGGUCCAUGGCCCCUCUGGGCUCUGUGGGGUCUCUGGUGCUGCUGACCCUGGCUCUGUUCCGCCCUUGGGCUGAGCAGUGAGCAAAGCAAUACUGUGCCCAUCCCUGUGCCUCCCUGGGCCGCCUCUGGAGAGGCAGGGUCCUCGGGGACAGCAGAGUAGCACUUUACAGAUGGCUGUGGCAGGCAUCCCAGGGCCACCAGCUGUUCUCACCCUGGUCAGGUCCCUCCUGCAAGAUGAGCCCACUAGCAGGACCGCAUCUGGAGAGACCCCUGGAGGGCAUCUGUCCCUCGGCCUCUGCUGAAAUCAUGCUCGACAAAGCCCCCAGAUGAUCAUUGGUUCUAAGCCUGGCCAGCCUCUCGCCUUGCCCCACCCUGCAAAGCUCAAGCCAGACCUCUCCCUCCUGUACCAUGCCCUGCUGAUCCUCAGGGACCACUUCCGGCCCACCCGACCUGGGCCAGGGAUGCUGGGCAGUGCCUAGCUUUGUGUGCUGCUGGUGGGGUGGGGUGCCUGUUGCCUGUGGCGAGUGGACAGGGUGCUCCCCGCAGGGAAGGGCUGUGUGUGUGAAGGCUCCUGCUGUAGGUUCUCUGACAGACUGAGCAGCACUGCUGGGACUCGAGGUGUCUCACAGGUGGGCUCUGAUGUACAGGUGGGCAGUGUGGAAAGGAGUAAGAUUUUGUUUGCAUGAGUGUAGCUUCAGGCCUCAGGAGGUGGCAAGAGAGGGAAGGAAGGAGAGCAAACCCAAGAAGGUCUUGUCCCCAGGGUCCCUUCUCUGAAUAUCCUUUCUCCUCCACUGUGAACGGGGUGGGCGGGUGGUGGUGGUGCUGCUGGGGAAUAAAUCUUGGUCGAGAAUCAUCUUUUAA